ACUAAAAAUAGAAAUGACUGGCCAUGUGCUUCGGACUUAUUAAUUAUCGGUUGUGACGUGGACUGAUAGCUGUAGCUUUUUGUUUUUAAUCCGUCGAAUUAUAUUUUUAAAGACAGUCAUGACGUACACGAACAGUCAAGCAAUGAAGACAUUAUUAAGGUUUGGUUUGGUAGCUGAUCUCCAGUAUGCCAACAUUGAGGAUGCAUACAAUUGGAAUAAAACCAAGAAACGUUAUUAUAGAUCAGCAAUUGGUCUUCUGGGGAAGGCCAUGGAAGACUGGAAACAAAAUGACGCCAAAUUCAUUCUUCAGCUUGGUGAUUUAGUCGAUGGAUUCUGUAAACGGACAGAAGAACCAAUCGAUUGUCUAAAUCGUAUUUUAGACAUAUUCGACAAGGAACAAUGGCCGACUUUAAAUGUUGUUGGUAACCAUGAGCUAUACAAUUUUGAAAAAGACAGCUUAUACAAAUCAAGGUUGUUCAAAAAUCUGCCAUCUUCUAACAAAGCAUAUUAUACAUUAUCGCCAUAUCAAGGACUUAAAGUCUGUGUCUUAAACACUUAUGAAAUAUCAGUUCUCGGUGAAUUAGAGGGUACAGCAUCUUAUGAUAAAGCUCGAUCCUUUUUGGCGGAAAGAAACCCAAACAAAGAUACAAAUGACCCAUCUGGUCUGGAAUCAGUUGAUAGACGAUUUGUACGCUUUAAUGGGGCAGUUUCAAAAGAACAGUUGGAAUGGUUGUCAAAAGAGCUGACAUUGGCCACAAAAGAAAAAGAAAAUGUUAUUGUCGUUGGCCACAAUCCAAUUUAUUUACCUGCCACAGAUAGUGCCUGUUUGUGUUGGAACUAUAGUGAAAUAUUAAACAUUCUGUCAGAAAACUGUGUGGUCUGUUAUAUCAGCGGUCAUGAUCACGAUGGCGGUUAUUCAGUCGAUCAGAAUGGGAUACACCAUAUAACAAUGCCGGGAGCUAUAGAACAUCCAGACUCUUACGCUGUUGGCAACUUGUUAGAGGAUUCACUGGUCAUUCAAGGAAGGGGAGAUAUGUUUGAAGUGAAUUGUCCGUUAAGAUUUAAAUUGAAAUGUUGACAGCUAUUGUUUUUAUUCUUUUUAAUUUUAAUCUACAGUCUACUGCAUUAUCUUUUUAAAAUAUUUAAAAAACUGGUAAUAAUUUAACUAUUUAUAGUCGUCAUUUAAACAAUGGCAACUUAAACAGUUUUUCUAAUGUUUUACAAUUUCUGUUUCUCAACUGUAGCGGUGGGGGCAUUAAGUUUCACCCUUGUCCGUCUGUACGUACGUCCCAGAAUUGGUUUCCGUUCUAGAGUUAUGCCCCUUUAUAAAUGAAAAAAUUGCAAAAUCUUUAGUUUCCGUUCUCUUACUUAAGUGUGCCUCAAACAAAUGUUAUGAAACUUAUACACAAGGCUUAUUAACACAAAACACAGAUCAAGUUUGAAUUUUGGUGGCGUCACUUUAACCGUUCUAGAGUUAUGCCCCUUUAUAAAUGGAAAAAUUGCAAUUUUUUUUGUUUCCGUCCUCUAACUUAAGUUUGCCUCAACCAAAUGUUAUGAAACUUAUAUACAAUGCUUAUUAUCACAAAACACAGAUCAAGUUUGAAUUUUGGUGGCGUCACUUUAACCGUUCUAGAGUUAUGCCCCUUUAUAAAUGGAAAAAUUGCAAAAUUUUUAGUUUCUGUUCUUCUAAAUAUCAAGUUAUUUUUAAAAUUGGAGUUAUCUUCCUUUGUCCAUGAUUAUAGUUGAAUCAACUACAAUCAAUGCUUUAUACAAUGCAAUGUUUAAUUUUGACUUCCACUGAUAAAACACAGAUCAAGUUGAAUUUGGGUAGUGUCACUUUAACCAUUAUUGAGUUAUGCCCUUUAUAAAUAGAAAAAAUGCUGAAUUUUUAGUUUCUGUUCUCUACUUAAGUUAGCCUCAACCAAAUGUUAUGAGACUUGCACACAAAACUCAGAUCAAUUUUAAAUUUGGGUAGCGUCACUUUUACUGUUCUUCAGUUAUGUCCCGUUAUAACUAUAUGAUAUGCAAGCUGGGGCAUCAUCUGUGUCCACAUGUGGACACUAUCCACAUUUAUUUAAACAUAAAACUAAAGAGAGAAUACCAAUAGGUCACAUACAUUUAUAGAUGACCCUUGACUUUGACCCUCUACUAUCAGGUAGAACACUUCUGCUCAGUUAUGGGUUAUUGGUGGAUUUUAAGGGGUUCUUAUCCAUUUUUGAAAGUGGAAAUGAGGAGACCCAAUUCAAUACCUUCAAAUCUGUACACGUUCUGGAAUUCUAGCUCUCAAGAUAAAAUGUUGUGGUAUUCAAGAAAUGCAGUUCUUUGAAUCAAAUUCUAAGAUUGCGAUUUCCAAUUGCAAUUUCUAGAGGUCGAAAUCAUCAUAAGUACAAAUUUUAACGUUAACGGUAUCAUAUUAUUUUUACAAAUUGUGACUUGGAUGGAGAGUUGUCUCAUUGGCACUCAUACCACAUCUUCUUAUAUCUAUAUACCAGAAUAUCCAAUAAAGAAUUAAAGGCUGAAAUUUCGAUAUACUUUUUAUAGUAGUCUCUUCAAGAAACCAGGAGCUCGUGAAUUGUGAAUUAAGUCUGAGGUAGGGAUUUGUAAAAUUUAUGAUUUUAAAAAUACAAGUAGAUAUUCAAUUUACCGAGCUCUUGAAUUUGUCUUCAGUUAUUUUUGUCUAUAUAGAUCCGUUAUAUAAAAUUUUCAAAUUUUUAACCGGAUUUUCGAGGCAAAAAACGUUUAUUGAUUUGGGGAUGUACGGCGGGCAGGCGGCUGCCAAAAUAGUGUCCGUUCAUUAACAUGAAAACGCUUUGACGAAAUUUUUUUCAAGUUCAAUUUUCACGAUUUUAGCUUUUCUCGUUGUUGAGUUGUAGACCUUUCAGUAGCCAAAAGUGAUAUUUAUUAUAUGAUUGAGUUAUUUCCCUUUGAACAGAAAUUGUGUAAUUAAUAAGUUUAUGUAUAGAUAUUCUAUCAAUGAUUGUAUCUGUUUAAUUGAUUUUAGUCAGGAGCUGUCAAUCAUUUCUUUAUAAUUAUUUUUUUUAAGUCAUAUGUGUUUUGAAGGUAGAUGUCACAGUUGUUAUGUUGUAUUUUAUUUUUGUUGUGUGUCUUAAGGUUUAAUUUUUACUUGAUCCUGUUUGGGGGUACAGAUUUGCAAAUAUCAUUUUCAUUAGAUAAUAAUGUAUUAUUAUUAAAGGAUAAUUACAUAAUAGUUAUUGAAAAACCAGUCAUUAUCGUGAUAUAUGGACUGCCCAAAGGACAGUGGUAUUGACUAAGACAGCAAUAAUGACUGAGGAUAAUGACUGAGGCGUAGGCGAGGUCAUUAUCGCUGUCGCAGUCAUAACCACUGUCCUACAAGCAGCCCAUGUAUCACAAUAAUGGCCAGUUCUUCAAUAACUAAUAUGUUUAUUUCAUUGAGGAACCAUGUUUUUAAAAAUGCUCAUAAAUUCAAAUUGUUCAAAACAAACUCGAGUUAUUGUACGAUUUCUAUAAGAAAGAGUGAAGACCAGUCAUAGCGAUAACUAUAAGCACUACCAUUCAUUAUUCAUUUAAAUAAAAUUUUUCGGUAUAUGAAAACAAAAUAAAGUUUUCUAUAAUUUUAUAAUUUUAAAACAAAAACAUAUGGUAUACAAUUCAACAACUUCAAUAUAAAAUUAAAAUCAGGAAAAUGUUUUAUUAAAGGGACAUCUCUCUAAACAGAGAAACCACGCCCCACCGGUCAUUAACAUGUAAAAGUCUGUUAACGACCGUUUUUCCGGUCCGUUUUUUUUCUGUUAAAGACCUUAAAGACCGAUAGAAAUUAUUACUGAAGAAUAAAGAAUGUCAUGUGGCCCCUUGUUAUCCAAUAAGAAGCUAAUUCUUAACCUUUAUGAAAUAAAUUUCAUUACAUUACAUUGUGUAGAUAAAGUUGUUGACAUUGAUAGAUAAGUUGCAGAUCUAUAUUAGUUUGUGACAAAUGAAAGAAAAAAUAUUGGGAACUAUUAAUUAUAUAUAAAAAGUUUGAUUACACUAAGUGUUUUUAAAUAAUUUUCACCUGUUAUCAGAUAAGAAAGCAUGUGGUAAAUAUUAAUCACACAAUUAUAAUUGAAGUGACAGAUUUAUUUGAAAAUUUUCUGUUUCCUAAGUGUUGAUGAUGAUAAGCUCUGUAGUACUGUUUAAAUAUAGUUUGAAAUUUACUGUUCAUUAUUAGACAUUUUGAAGAUAAUUACAGAUAAGUUUUAGAUUUUUUAAAGACAUUGUAUUAAUGAUAAAUGACAUUUUGGAUUUUUUUCUUUUCUUUGUUAAAUUGUUUGAAGAAUUUUGUGGUAGGUUUGUUUGUUAUUCUGUAUAAACUAAUUUUCUGAAUGCUAUAUAUAUAUUUACUUUUGAUGAAGCGAACUCCUUUAAAAAACUAAGCUUAUAUUGUCUAUUAAUAAACAUAUAUUUAGAUUUCUGAUUUUUGGCCCAGUUUUCAAGUUGGUCCAAAUCGGAGUCCAAAAUUAAACUGAAAUCAACAUAAAUUGAAUUUAUAUAGGGUUCUUUGAAUUGCUGAAUCUAAACCUGUAUUUAUUUGCAUUAUUAAUUAGAUAAUACCACAUUGAGGUCCAAAGGGUCCUUGAUUAAACUUUUGUUUGAUUUCAUCAAAAAUUGAAUUCUUGAGGUUCUUUGAUAUGCUGAUUCUAACAAUGUACUUAGAUUUUGGAUAUUUGACCAUAAUAGGUAAAUGUCCGAUUUCAAAUUUUCCAGUUCUUUGACCACAUUCAUUUUGUGUCACAUACCAAUGCUGUGUCAAAUAUUCAAUCACAAUCCAAAUUCAGAGCUGUUUUUAUAAGCUUAAAUGUUGUGUCCAUACUUGCUCAACUGUUCAGGGUUCGACCUCUGCCGGAUUUUCCGGUUUCCUGUCACUCUGACAGCCUCUUGUUAAUUACUAAUCCAAUAUAUAUUUCUUUCAGCUAGUCUUAAAUAAUCUAUGAUAAAAGACGGGUCCAUUAUGUGCUAAUUGUAAGAUAAUAUAUUGAAGAAAAAGUCAAAUGAAUAAAUACAGCAGUACCAUUUUAGUGUAAAAAUUAUUUAAUGCACAAACAAAAUAAAUUUGAAAUGGGUAUAUUUUCUGUUGUCAGUUUUUACUUUUUAAAAGUGCAUAUUUUCUGGUUAGUUUUUUAAAAGUGCAUAUUUUCUGUGUGCCAACACAUUUUAGUGUAAAUUUAUCAGGAAACAUUGUAUCAUAAUCAUGAAGUUUAGUAUUGUUUUCAGUUGUGUUUUUGUUUUUAAUAAAAUAAUUUCUGCAGCCAUUUACCAGUGAA
This is a messenger RNA of Mytilus californianus (California mussel), 5279 nucleotides long. RefSeq names its product manganese-dependent ADP-ribose/CDP-alcohol diphosphatase-like. NCBI's taxonomy places the organism in Eukaryota, Metazoa, Mollusca, Bivalvia, Mytilida, Mytilidae. Bases 119 to 1078 code for a protein of 319 amino acids. The record is from RefSeq and is a predicted model, not a curated record. Gene Ontology annotation, molecular function: manganese ion binding; CDP-glycerol diphosphatase activity; ADP-ribose diphosphatase activity. The transcript has 3 exons.